AUGACAUUGGAGCCGUUUACCAAAGAGCAAGUGAAUUAUUUUAAAUUUGCCAAUAUUGUAGUAAAUGAGUUCCCCAAGGCUCUACGGCAAAGUUUUGAACACUUGUGGAACACCACCUACGGCCAAAAACCUGGGUAUCGGAUUUGGGAUGAUUCUGAGGAAGUACGUAAAAUGUUUCUCCAUGAAGAAGGUGGCACCACAGAUGUACCUACAGGCCUUUCUUAUACUGAAUGGGACUGUUCCAACCUGUUUCGUGCCACUAUUUUUUCUCAGUCAUUCUCUGAAGAGGACAGUACAGGUUGGAAGACGUCACUGAGUGAAAAGUAUAUAAAGUCUCGACCUCAUCGAUUAGCCGAGGAUGAACUCCUUACAUCCGGAAAAUCCGGUAGCAGUGUUACUAAACCAUUUUCAAUAGCGAUUAAUCAACUGCGAACUCUAAGAAAUACCCUUUUACACCUACCCAAAGCCGAAAUUGACACAAAAGAGUUUGAAACAUACAUAAAACUUUCUGAGGAGGCAUUUGGUAUCCUUAACGUUGCAACAGCGUCGAUUAGGGACAUUAGCAGUUACUCUGAAGACGAUUUUCCAACGGAGAGGGCACGCAAGAUUAAAGAGGACAUAAUGAAUGACAUGCGGGCGGAACUUAAGUUUCUCGCAGAAGAAGAGCUAGGAAGAAGUGGAAAACUAAUGAAAAUGUGGAACUUGCAAUUGGGGAGGAUGAAACGAACUGAAGGAUUGUUGAAAAGAAUGCUGGCAACUUUAAAGGAAAGAAAGGAAGGGCUUCACCAGCUUCUUGAACUCAUCGAAUCAGGUAAGAGAUUGCUUGUGAACAAGAGUCAUUUUGGCUUCUAAGUGGAAGUUAAACAAUAUUAUUGAAAAAUUUGUUUCACUUAGCCCCUAAUUUGGGCAUAUCCCUCCAAGAAAUUGAUUACCCUGUGUAACUCGUGUGCAAAGAGCAGGGUGGAGAAGGGGUAAGCAGUCACUUUGCCUCUAGGAAGACUCGCCACCAGAGUGUAAUCGAUUUCGCCACCAAAAAUUUGAUUAAAUACUCGUCGUCGUUAAUAUGCUCGUUGUUGUUAUGGGGUAAAAAAAUAACAGGAUCUUCUUGUGAUCUCUCGAAAUACUCGUUUUGUCGACAAAAAACUGCAUGCGAUCGAUAACAUUUCUUAUUUAUCUUGCCGUUCGUCUGAUUAAAAAGUUACAGUCUUGAUCACUUUGUUUGCUUGAACUUUCUAGAUAUUUACAGGUAGGAAGAAGUCCUACCUGGAAAUAAUUUAACAAUAUGAAAAUAUGCAUUUAUCGCUGAAUUUUCUAUAAAUAGCGUUUAAAACUAUGAAGGAAAAAGAUAACGUCUUCCCAAAGCCCGUAAUAGUCUCCCGGCUGUGCAAAACACCAAGAGGAGCGAGGGCUCAUAGGAUAAAAUGGCGACUCAUCUUUUUCAAGACAAUUACAAGAUUCUGAAUCAGGAACAUAAAUCGGAAGGUGUCUUCCCAUCACAAUGCCCGUGGAACUAGCAUUAGAAAGGAAAUAGCGAAUCGGAAUACUUGCGCCUUUGAAUAUAUAGCAGUUUACGGGACAUCUGAAACUACUGAAAGAAAAUUACCAUACCUUUUGAGUUCAUUUUAAAAUUGCAUCUAGCUCUAAUUGAACGCCCCUUAAAUUACAAGAUCCAGGACACUCUACCUCUGGUUUAUUUAUUACAUUUCUCUUAAUUUCAAAAUUGAAUGUGGAGCAAUGUUAUUAACUAAAAAGGGAAUUCUUGAUUGGAAGUUUGCUUCACAUCCAACCGAAAACGCUAUCAUGAAUUUAGCCGCGACUUGUCAUAAUGAUUAAAUGACUGGAGAAUUCUUGAGUAGUGCACUUAUCAUUUUUUUCCUUUUUAGGGUUAAGGCUUUUGAGCGACUAUGCUGUGCAACCGUCUUUGAGAUACCAGGUUAAACAACUGCGUGAUGACGUAAAUGCUAAAUUGGAAAAAGUCAGACCCUCACUGGUGUCAGUUGCCAGUGUUCUAGAGGACAAUAAGAAGCUUGACCAACAGCCCAUAGAGGGCGGAACUAAAUUGCCUGAAGAUGCCUCAAGUGAGAGUCUAGGUAAAUAACAUAUAAAAGUUAUUAUUUUUUCUUUCUAUUGAGACCGAUAAGAGAAUAGGAGAAGUUAAAACAGCUUUAACAAAUUUGUACAGUCAUCAUAAACUCGUUUGAUUCACGAUCGAAGAAACCAGCGCCUAUUGGAGCCUACAUGCAUUAUUUCUGAAAGUACUGUUAAUUUUCUUUACCCACGCUACUAACAGAUGAUCGUGUAACAAGAUAAACUGGUUUCAUGAUCUGAGUCGAAAAUGUAAAUUGGCCAACGUUUCUGAGCUGACGUUUUGAGCUUUAGCCCUUUGUCAGAGAGCAUGAAGUAACUCCCCCACAGACGCCACAACACAGUUUCUUUAUAAACUCUGUUAGCUCCGUUUAUUCAGAUGAUCAUGCAGUCUGAGGGUGAGGGCAGUCCUUUCAGGACUGUUUUCUGAACGACAGUGACUGAAGAAUCGGCAAAUAUUAUAACGUAUAUUCGUAGCAUGGCAGACGAGAAUUGAAUAGCCUCUUGGAUUGAAACGUCCAGGAGGGCAAUAGCAAUUGUAAAGCUAGGGUAAAAUUUUAUCAUUUUGAUGGACUGGCAAACAAGAUGUUGAAUUUGUUUUGAUAGAAACAAGCCUUUUCCGUUUGAGGAUUGAUGAAGUAAAGGAUUCAACUUCACUUGAAAAGGUUACUAGUGUUCUGAAGGACAAACAACAGACUGAGAAACAGAGUGAAGACGAAAGUGAAUCGUUUGAGGAAACGCUCAGUGGGAACCAAGGUAACUUAUCGUCCUUCAAUAUAACAAUAACAUUCAAACGCAGACAAUAUCAGAUUUUUUUCUUUCUCAAGAAAGUAUAAGACUAACUGGAAGACUCGUUUAAUUUUCAUGGCAAUGGAAAGCUAUCCUACGUGCGAGGGUGCCGAGGCUAAGAUAUUCAUGUGUAGAGCUACAAAUCUAAACUAACACCGUUAACCGUGUUAAAAUUGUCUUUGCUUCAUCAACACAGUAUAGAAUUUCAAUACACUCAUAACAAAAAUAUUUGCAAAUGCAAAAUAGUAGCCUUCAAAGAAUGAAAAAAAACUAGAUAUCUAAGAAACGAAGCUUUCAUUUGGACAAGAGAACAUGGCCUCUUAAGAAAUAUAAAAGUGUCGAAAGAGCAACAUAUGCAUUAAUCUCAAGCUCGAUCGCUGAUCUAAAUAACUUUUUUUUUUGAGCGGUUCUAACUUGUUAGGAUCAAAAUGCAAAGAUUUGAUAUUUUUAAAAUCGUUAACUUUUCUUGGUUAUUCAUGAAUAUGGAUGGAUGAUAUACAGUGGAAACUGUAUCAAGCAGCACCAUAUUAAGCGGUCACCCGGUAUGUAUUAAGAUGGAUUAAAACGUUCAAAAGGGAUAUAGCAAUUGUAGAGUCAGGGUAGUAUUUUAUCAUUUUGAUGGACCGACAAACAAUUUGUUCAUUUCAUUCCGACAGCAACAAGUCCUUCCACGAUUGAUAAAGGAAAGGAUUCAACUUUACAUGAAGAGGUUAUUAGUGUUCCAAUGGACAAAAAACAGACUGAGAAACAGAGUGGAGAAGAUGAAAGUGAAUCGUUUGAAGAAACGCUCAGCGUGGGUCCAGGUAACGUAUCCUCCUUCGAAAUAACAGGAACAUUCAAACGUACACAAGAUCUUGUUUAUUUUACUUGAGGAAGUACAAGACUAAUUGGAAGACUUAUAAAUUUCUGAGGCAAUGGAAAGCUAUCCUACGCGAGGGAGUGCCAAGGCUAAGAAGAUAUGCAUGUGUAGAGCUACACAUCUAAACAAACAACAAGAUCGUGUUAAAAGUGUCUUUGCUUCAUCACCACAGUAGAGGAUUUCAAUGCACUCAUUACAAAAAUAUUUGUAAAUGCAAAAUAGUAGCCUUCCAAGAAUGAAAAAAACCUUAGAUAUCUAAGAAACGAAAGUCGAAAGGUCGAAAGAGCAAACCGGCAUGCAGCGUGCAAUUGUGUAAUCAGUAGUCUGCCUCAAGUCAAUGAUGUAAUCAUUACGCCAAAUUAUUUAGUUGACAAUCGGAAACAAAUUGCGCUGGGACAUAUUCACGAAGCACAUUUUAUCAGCCUUUAG
Pocillopora meandrina is the source of this 4162-nucleotide messenger RNA. The record is from the annotation of a GenBank genome assembly. Lineage: Eukaryota; Metazoa; Cnidaria; Anthozoa; Scleractinia; Pocilloporidae.